AUGGAGUGCAGCAGGGCUCUGGCUCAGCAAUUGCACGGUCCUGGGUUCGAGCCCGGACAGCCCCUCUCAGUCGACUCAGCUGUGAAUGAGUACUGGCAUCAAGUCAGGGACAAAAUAGGGGCGGAAAAGGAACCCACAGAUCUCUACAGUCCUCUUAUGAGGCUAGAAAACGAUCGCCGGAGACACAUUUAUGAGGAAGCUCUGUGUCAGCAAAGUUUAGUGAUGUCUUCAAGUGUCUGCGAAGAAGUCUCCCGACGUCGGCAGAAAGCGGGAGGCGAUAAGGCUGAUAUAAUGGACACAUGGAACUGCAGCAUCUGCCGACGUCGCCUGUCUUCCCGCGCCAAGAGCGAGCAGCCAGCGUCCUCCGAGGGCUCGACCCUCGCUCCUGCGGUGCCCCCAGUUAUCUCCUCGCCUCUUCCCCCGCCUUCUCCAGGAGCGCCGACAGCCCUCAACCUCUUCAGCGGCCUGGCGGCGAUGGCGUCGUCUAUGGCGAGCGCUCAGAGCCAGCAGGCCGGAAAGUCGAGCGCUCCCCCCCCCACCACCUCCGCCCCGGCGCUCACCACCGCCCCCACCUCCGCUCCGGCGCCCGCGACACACGCCCCCACGCCCACCAGCGCCCUCACCACCACCCCCUCCACCCCCACCACCGCCGAGGCCCCACCCACCGCCAACGGCUUCGCGCACCGGAAGUCGUCGAGGGCGUACGCGAGCCAGAAGUCGCUGGACAGGACGCGGUCGAUCGAGCGGGCGAGGUCCAGGGACGAGUCGCGGGACCGCCGCCCGCCGCCCGGCACGCCCGUCGGGGAGCCCAGGAGGAACAGGGACAGAUCCCGAGAGAGGACCUCCGUGCCUCGCCGACGCUCCGACAACGACGACGACCCUCCGAGGGCGGCGUCGCGGGCGUCCUCCGUGCGUCGUGGGCGUAUGAGCGACUACAUGCUUAGGGAUUCCUCCGAGGAGCACCUCAGCUUCCACCGCAUCCACGCAGCGCACAGCGAGACCGACGUGUCCAGGUCGAGAAAGCAGAGUUAUGCUAAUCUCCAGGUGACACGCCCUUUGGAGAACGCCAACGUGCUGCGGACGGCCGCCGAGGACGUGGUCGGGACACGAGAAUCCGAGUCGUCCGGAGACGAGAUCCUGUCGGUGGACAACUGGCGGUCGCGCGGGCGUCGGCGCUCGAUCGUGCGGCAGCAGUCUUACGAGGAGGAGGACGGCGACGGAGAGACCUUCGCCAGCCCCUCCAGCAACUCCCUCACGCUGUGGGGCGGCGGCGACUUACCCGCCAGGAGACACUCCUCGCAGGACCCCUCUCGGAGGGACGACUCCUUGGAAGGACGCAGGACCAGGGACUCUUUGGACGUGCCGCACAACCGCGUGCACAGGCACCACUCGUGGGACUACGAUGUAACGAGAGACACUCUGCCCAUGUGA
Messenger RNA from Penaeus monodon (black tiger shrimp), 1431 nucleotides. Its product is annotated as zinc finger and BTB domain-containing protein 4-like. Lineage: Eukaryota; Metazoa; Arthropoda; Malacostraca; Decapoda; Penaeidae. The transcript has 7 exons. The record is from RefSeq and is a predicted model, not a curated record. The coding region runs from base 1 to 1431 and encodes 476 amino acids.